UAUCACACCGAAUUGUUCAAGGAAAGUGUAGAAGUCUUUAAGAGCAAGGGGAUGGUGUGUACAUAAAAUUUUUCAAACUGUUAAUGAGAUACCUGCACUGAAAAAAGUAAUCUUGCAAUUAUAGCGAGAGUUAUUUAGCUGGAACGGCACAUUUCCCAACGAAACAUUUCCCUGAGUGUGGAUUCGCGCGCAAGUUGUAGCAAACGGCAUAACCGAUAAAUCGUCUACGUGAACAACGCACAAUGUCCAAAAUAUACGAUAUGAGUGCAGUACACACGCAGAACCCAUGCAAUAUAUUUUCGCUUAAAACGGAUCUCAUUACAUCGACGAGUCCUACGAAAAUGAACAUCAUUAUACCAAUUAUCCCCGCGUCCGUGCGUAAUAUCAUGGAUUUCACGCUGGUGGUGGCAGGCAUUAGCCUAAAUGCCUUUCUCGGUCUCUUUAUCGUAUUAAAUUCUACCAUGCACACCUCCACCAACUGUUACAUAGUGAGCCUGGUAUUGUCGAACUUCGUAAUCCUGCUCGAACCACUUGAGCGAGUAUUUCAUUGGAUUUUCGAUAUACACCUAGAGAUGAAUCUCGACUAUAUAUUUUUGGUAAGCUUUGCCACGUCUAUACUGACGAUAAUUUUGCUAAAUAUCGAGGCGUACGUUGUCAUCUGUCAAAAAAAUUCGCCUCUUCGUAAGUUACUCUUAAAGAAUUCGACAGCUAUAAAAGGGAUCUUAUUCAUAUGGACAAUGUGUAUUAUGGCGUCAGCCAUAGAAUUAAACUUGUAUGAUCAUUUUGUGAAAGAAAUCAUGUACGACAUCUACGUUUCAUCCACUGUUAUGUUUCUAUUAUUCCCGUGUCUCAUUUUUGUUUUGCUCGAUUACUUCAUCAUAUACGACCUGAAAAGAUCGAAAUCAAUAACUGGAACAUGGCCGAGCAAAGAUGUCAAGCGUUUUAUUUUUCUGGUUGGUGUUAAUAUUGGAUUUUUUCUAACUGUGGCACCAUAUCGAAUUGUGAGAGCUAUCGCUCUCAUAACGCAAACUUAUUAUAACAACAUGGCGAUAGAGAUAACGUAUACCAUGGUUAAAAUGUAUCCGAUAAUUCUACCAAUAAUAUAUUUCAUAAUAUCGAAGGAGUUCCGUCAACUCUCUCGAGACAAGACUGCAGUGUCAAUGGAACCUACGUCAUAACGUAAAAGAUAUGCGGAUAUAUAACGAGAUAUCAAAGUAUAUUUAUGCACAAUUCCAUUAAAUUCCAUUAGGUAAGUCUAUCCAAUUUUUUUAUAAUCUAUGUAAUCUAUCUUAUUAUAUUUUCUCGUAAAGGUUUAUCCAUUGUGUGCAUCUUUUGGAUAAUUUAUUAUUCCUGAGAAGACCUUAAAACUCGCGCGUGCGAUAACCAAGUACAUCCGCUCUCACGAGAGAAAAAAAACGAUGUGUCUGCACACAAAUUUUCGAAUUCACUGAGUUUUCAGUAUGCAAAUUAGUUUUCAUUUAACCCUCUCCUUCAAAAGUCAGAUCAGCAUUGUACUUAGAGACUGUGUACUUAUAAAAUAAGGAAAUAUAUUAUCUUAUUUUAUACAAACUAUAACAGAUAUUAUUUAAAUUAUAAGUUAUCGCCAUCUAAUUAUGCAUGUAGUACCAUCACGUAACACUUUAAUUUUAAAGUACUAUGUGUAAUUAUGAAAAAUAUGUAUUGCAUU
Molecule: messenger RNA, 1687 nt
Organism: Wasmannia auropunctata (little fire ant)
Lineage: Eukaryota; Metazoa; Arthropoda; Insecta; Hymenoptera; Formicidae
Product: blue-sensitive opsin P467-like
Exons: 4
Coding region: 243-1178 (311 amino acids)
Biological process (GO): G protein-coupled receptor signaling pathway
Cellular component (GO): plasma membrane
Molecular function (GO): G protein-coupled receptor activity
Source: RefSeq, a predicted model, not a curated record